CACUUGCGUUUUGUGCCAGUCAUUGGCAACUCUGGGUGCAGCAGUCAGAGAUCAGCUGUUGUAUAGAAUUAGUGGUAUUUUAAUUUAUAUAUAAAACGAAUUAGUUUCUUAUUUAUCUGAUAAAAGCAAAUGCUAAAGUCGACAUAAAUUAAUAAACUCUCAGGAACUGCAGACUUUACUGCAAUGUAUUGGUGUUAAUUAUUAAUUGUAAAUAUCUAAAAAUGACUGAAAGUGUUGUUACUGAAUGGCUUGCUGAUUGUGUUGAUCUUUCUUCUGCCGAAUUACAUAGUUUUGCUAGUACCCUUUCAGAAGAUACUGAAAUAGUUCGUGCAAUUUAUAUAUUGCUGGAAGAACGAACAAAAUACUGCCAGCUCGUUGAUACAGUAUGCAACAAAUUAUUUGACUUUUAUCGUUCUCAAGAAAAGGAACUUGAACGAUUCACGUUGCAGUUUCUGCCUACAUUAAUAUACAUUUAUUUAAAUUCUGUUGCCCAUGGCGAUAUUAAAAAUUGUAGAACGGUAGAAACAUUGUUGAUUGGCUUGUAUAAUUUGGAAGUUGUAGAUAUGAAUGGACAACCAAAAGUCGUAUCUUUCAGAUUACCUUCUCUAGCUAUGCUAUCGAUAUAUCACGAACCUUCCAGUUUGGCAUCUGCUUCGUUAACGGAAAGUGCGAUUCGCCGUUUUGAGGAGUGCAACUCAAAACUUGUCAGCUGGGGUCCUUUGCAACAAGUGGAAAUCCUGAAUGCCCAAAAUAGAUUAAAAGUAAUGACAUCUCUACUUUUUAUUUACAAUCAGCAAUUGUCAUUCAUAUCAAAACAUUCACUGGAGCAAUUGUGCAAGGUUGCGACAACACUCGUGACACAAGGAUUUUCGAAACUGGGCCUUCAUCAAAGAUCCUCGUAUAAUAGUGAAACAAGUUUUGUUCCAAGGUUGUUACCACGAAUACCAGUGACGAAUCAAUUUCUUCUAGAAUUUCUUCAUUCAAUUUAUUUUGCCAUGUACAACGAUUGUUGGUAUGUUGCGAAUCAAGCUACGGAUGACAUUCACAAUAGAGCGUGUUAUGAAACUUUCACAAACGUUAUGUUGGUUACAAAUGCUAUUCGUAAUGCAAAUAGUUCUGGGCCCCCAGGACAACUAGGGGACAAUUCUUUGGGAAUCGCGAUAUCAUCCUCUUCCACAGGUACAUCAAUGUCCAAGUCGAUGAUUACAAACGCGUCAUUCCGCACCAAGAAAUUACCAGAUGAUAUUCCAAUUCAAGUGACAAAAGAAGAAGGUGGUACGGAAAAUAAGAGCAAUUUGAAAUCAAUAACGGAGGAUCAAGAAAUUUCGGAACCGAAUCGCGCGGGAUCUGUUCGUCAAUCAAAAGACACAAAAGUUGUUUCAAAAAUAACUAAUUUUUCCGGCCUUGGGAAAAAACCCAAGGAAAAAGAUGGGAAAGGGCCUAAAAAUCUGUCUGGUAACGAGUUGAAGGAGAAAAAAUUCGGUUCACAAGGAAUAUUAAAGGACAGUACAAAAGGUAGUCGCUCAAUUUUAAAUAACGAUCAGGAAGAGAUGGACACGAUUGUUAAUGGGACGAGAAAAAAAAUUAUUAUUGGUGAAAAUAAUUUGACUGGUGUGGAUGCGAAUACGAGUUUAAUUGAGAGCGAGAGAUUAACGGCAAGUAAUGAAUGUGCUGAAGGUAUUAAUUUAGAUUCUUCUGUUAGUUUAACAAGAACGUAUAAUGACACAGAAUCAGGAAUAUUAUCAAUGCAAGUUAGUACAGUGUAAAAAUUUAUUUAUUUCCUUUUUUUAUAUUUCUCACAUAUGGAGCCUUUAAAUGUUUGCAUUUUCACCUCUACAUAAAUUAUUGUAUGUAGUGCGUUUAUGAUGAUAUUUCUAGUAAUUAACUCUAUCUAGAUAGUAUUUGAAAUUUUUCAGGAAAAAAAUUUUCAUUGAAAAUUUAUAUUAUUGACUAUUUACUGAAAUUAAAUUAAAUUAUUGCUUUAUUAUUUUGAUAACAAAUUAUCUUCAAUUAUUGAGUCCUUAAACUGAAAUUUUAACAUUAUUUUUAUAUUUUAAUCAGUUUUCAUUAUACACUUAUGAAUUAUUUAGAAUUUUGUUCUCAAGUUUUAAUACUAAUUAUUAAAACAUAUUUUUUAGUAUUAAAUUCUCUUUAAAUAAAAAUUCUAACAUAUGUCAUUUCGGUUUUUUCAAUGAACAAUUUUCACUUGAAAAUUUUUGUGCCUGUCGUCUUUACUUAAAAGAAAAGAUAUCGAUGAAAUAUUCGAUUCUUUUUUCUUAUUCGAACAAGUUUUUCGAAUAUUUGCAGAAUAUUCUUAAUAAUUUGAAAAUAUUGGAAAAUUGUAUCAAAACAUAACGUAGGAAUAUUCAAUCAAAUAUUUAUUAUGCCAUCGGCAUUAAUUGUUGAAACUGAUGAGCUAUUGAUAAGUUAUUAAUUAUGAAUCCGUUAAAUAUUUUUUAUAAGAAUCUUUGAUCUCUACUAAGCCAUUUGGCAAAAAAAAAUCUAAUGUAAUAUAUAUGUAAAAAUUAAUUCAUUUUUUAUAAUAGAGACCUUUAUUUAUUUCGAUGAAAAAAAAAUUGUCAAGAUUUAAUGAUUGAUUGUUAUUAAUUGAUCACAAUAGAUCAAAUAUUAGAGAAAAAUUGAUAUCUUACAUAUAAGAAUCAGAAUGGAGUAUGGCAAAAAUCAAUUUUCCUUUAAAAUUCUUCCAAAUACGUUUCAAAGAAAUGUUGUAGCCCUUAAGUUUUCAUACAAAUGAAAGUUAGGUUCAUGUAGAUUCGAUCAGUAAUACUGCAAGAUAACAAAAUAUACAAAAUGUGUAUCCUACAAAAUGAUUUUUAUUACAAUUAUAUUAUUUUACAUCCUAA
Messenger RNA from Leptopilina boulardi, 2864 nucleotides. It is a transcript of the gene Hyccin, whose product is annotated as hyccin. The transcript has 9 exons. Gene Ontology annotation, biological process: phosphatidylinositol phosphate biosynthetic process; protein localization to plasma membrane. Bases 222 to 1766 code for a protein of 514 amino acids. The record is from RefSeq and is a predicted model, not a curated record. NCBI's taxonomy places the organism in Eukaryota, Metazoa, Arthropoda, Insecta, Hymenoptera, Figitidae. Gene Ontology annotation, cellular component: plasma membrane.